AUGACUACCACCAACCUCACAGAGCUUGACGCCCAUGAGCAGCCCUCGGAUGAAAUGCGGGCGGAGUGGAAGAGCUUCAUGCGUCAAGACCAGAAAAGCCUCCUCGAUGACCCUCGCAUUGAUGAUCCUCGCGCUCCGCUGGAAAAGUCUGGCUUCCGUACAGUCACGACACUUUCAAGAGCGCAGAUUGCAAGCAGCUUCGCUCACCUGAAUCCUGACCUUGCCUCUGAAGCCGAAGGCGACGUCUCCGUUAUUCAUCAUCCCCUGAUACCGGGCCUUCUUAUCCUUCCAUCGCUACUCCCGCCGAUGGUGCAGAGGGAUCUGUUGGACCGUCUAGUACAUCGCGAUCUAAGUAACCCGAAGCAUCAGACCAACCUCCAUCUCCAUUAUGACCUCCCAUACCCAGAAGGUCAGCAAGAUGACGAAACGUCGUUCUUCGCCCUUCACCCAGAUAGUCCCGCCUCAUUCAUCCCCAAAGACCCCAACGUCCACAAACCACUCUCCAUCAAACAGGUUUUGCAACGAAAACUGCACUGGGUCACGCUGGGUGGCCAAUACGAUUGGACAAACCGCGUGUACCCUGACCAAUUGCCUCCUCAGUUUCCCGACGACAUCUCCCGCUUCCUGGAGGGUCUCUUUCCCGAGACGGUCGCCCAGGCGGCCAUUCUCAACUUUUACACCCCGGGAGACACCAUGAUGAUGCAUCGGGACGUCAGCGAGGAGACCGACAAGGGCCUCAUUAGCCUUAGUCUGGGCUGUGAUGGCCUCUUCAUGAUCGCACCGAAUGCCGCCCAGCCGCCGAAGAGCGAAGUAGCUGGUCACAAGGAGUACUUGCUGUUGAGGUUGAGAUCCGGAGACGCCAUCUACAUGACUCAGGAAUCCAGAUCUGCCUGGCAUGGAGUGCCAAAAGUGCUCAAGGGCACAUGCCCUGGCUACCUAGAGGAUUGGCCGGCUCGCGAGGAUGGCAAGUUUGAUGAGUGGAAGGGAUGGAUGAAAAGCAAGAGGAUCAACCUCAAUGUUCGGCAAAUGAAAGAUUAA
Messenger RNA from Fusarium falciforme, 1038 nucleotides. RefSeq names its product Fe2OG dioxygenase domain-containing protein. The record is from RefSeq and is a predicted model, not a curated record. The coding region runs from base 1 to 1038 and encodes 345 amino acids. The transcript is spliced from 2 exons. Gene Ontology annotation, cellular component: nucleus; cytoplasm. Lineage: Eukaryota; Fungi; Ascomycota; Sordariomycetes; Hypocreales; Nectriaceae.